AUGUUUAAUGAAUGUUUUGAAGCAAAUGUAGUUUAUAAGACUAAUCUUUCUGCUGAAGAUUUGAAUGAUAUUAAAACCAACCAGAUGUUAUCAGACACAGUGAUCCAUUCUGUCCAAAAUAUGAUUAGUGGUGUUAGUGGCUUACAGGAUCCAGUUUUUGGUCAAAGUUUAUCAUUUCAUGCAAUCAAAGAAUCUUUUGUACAGGUUUUGCAUGAUGGUCAUGUACAUUGGCUAACAGUUAGUACUUUUGGGUGUUCUGAUGGUGAGGUGUGCCUGUUAGACAGCAUGUUUCAUGGUAAAGUCAAAAAUCAUGUCAUCAGGCAAAUUUGUGCAAUAAUGCAGUGUACCAAGGACAUUUUAACUGUACGAGUUUUACCUGUACAGCAACAAGCAAAUAGUAUAGAUUGUGGCUUGUUUGCAUUGGCAUUUGCGAAGCACAUUGCUUUUACUGGUUUGAAUCCAUGUUAUAUUGGAUUUGAAGAUGUUGAUAUGCGAAAGCAUUUACUUCAAAGUAUUUCGGGAAACCACCUAAAUGAAUUUCCGAAAACUUCAAAAAAAACAAUGUUUUGUAAAGAAAAGAAAUUUAAAUUUAAUCUAUAUUGCAUUUGCAGACAAGUAUGGACAGUUUCAGAUAAAUUUAUAAAAGAUAGGCAUAUGGUACAGUGUGAAAAAUGUGAAUGCUGGUUUCAUCGUGCAUGUGAAAAUAUACCAGAAUAUGUGUUGGCGCAUGAGAGUGCUGAAUGGCUUUGUUUGAAGUGCUCAAUAAAUUUAUAG
Hydra vulgaris (swiftwater hydra) is the source of this 774-nucleotide messenger RNA. The record is from RefSeq and is a predicted model, not a curated record. Lineage: Eukaryota; Metazoa; Cnidaria; Hydrozoa; Anthoathecata; Hydridae.